GCUCGCAUAAUCUACAAGGGAUCAAUCUAUGCACGUGAAUCCACUCACGUGGGCAACAGCCUGAUCCUCUACUAUCCUGACGGCGUUAUGCACACGCAAACACCAGGAACCAUCAAGUAUAUUUUCAGGACCGAGCAUGGAGUAAGCUUCGCUGUGUGGUGUCACCUCCCACUACUCUCUUACCCAGACCCUUUUCGCCAUUAUCCUCACUUCCUGGCUCAAUUACACUCGUCGGCGCUUGCUGACCAUCUUGAGGUUGUCAUGCCUGAGUGGGUAGUGUCACAUUUCACACGGUGGAACUUCUCCCCGCAGCAUAUCAUUGCCGUGUCUCUGUGUCGUGUGCGUAUCUCUCUCUCUCCGACAUUUACAAUGGUCUCACAACUAAUAGGAUUGAGUUCUUGA
Messenger RNA from Suillus paluster, 402 nucleotides. RefSeq lists its product as uncharacterized. NCBI's taxonomy places the organism in Eukaryota, Fungi, Basidiomycota, Agaricomycetes, Boletales, Suillaceae. The record is from RefSeq and is a predicted model, not a curated record. The transcript has a single exon. The annotation marks the transcript as partial.